Peronospora matthiolae is the source of this 546-nucleotide messenger RNA. Lineage: Eukaryota; Oomycota; Peronosporomycetes; Peronosporales; Peronosporaceae. The record is from the annotation of a GenBank genome assembly.
AUGCAAUCAUCGGGCCGUAACGGGAGACUUGGAAGAUGGGCAGCUUUACUGUCAACCUGGACUCUGGAGAUUAACCGAUGCAACAAUAAGGAGGAAGAAGUUCUUGGCAUUCUUGCCGCAAUCAUCACACCACGGGAGGAUGUAGAUGAUAUGCUGAUCGCGAUCUCGCCCCGGAAGCAACCGAGACAGAUUAUCAGUAUGCCGCCCCCUACGGCCAGCCGCGAAGAAUCGAUUCUUGUAGUCAGCGUUGAUGGAGCAGCCCGUAUCCAGAAUAAAGGGGGCUCCUACAGUGCAAUAACAUGGAAGCUUCCCGAGUGGACUAUAGUAUCGGCUGCGUCGCGUAUCGACACUGGGCUGACCGUGAACAGGGCAGAGUACCAUGGGUCGCUGCUGAGUUGCGAGUUGUUGGACACGCAGACAAGGGAACGAGUGUUCAUUUGUGGGGAUUCCAACCUGGUCAUCAGGCAGAUAUGGGGUGAAAUUGACUGCAAGGCACCGGGACUGCAGUUACUACGUCUCAAGGCCCUAGAUCUACUGCGAUCGUGA